AUGCUGAUAUAUUAUUUAUUUCACUUACUCCAAAUUUAUUAUAAAUAUUCUAACAUAAAUAGAUUAAACUAAAAUAAUUAGAGAAUAAUAGACUCUUUGCCAGGACAACUUAAAAAAUAUGCUAUUUGCUUUUCAUAACAAAAAUUUAUUGUAAACACUAAUUUAUUUAAAUUGGAUAUUAAUAUUGCCUCAACAUUGUUACCUUUUAUGACUAUAUUCUUCUAUUAGUAGUAUGAAACCAUAUAUUAUCUUGGCUCUAUUAGUCAAGACAUCUAUAUUUUAACAACAGGAGAAGUAUAAUUACAUUCAAAUAUAGUUAGAUGAGAUUAUGUGAUGAAUAAGGUAGAAGCCUCUUAAAUAUCAUUGAUGGUAUCAUUUUUGGUGAGAUUGAAAUACUAGAUUAAGUAAAUAGAAAAAAAAGUGCUAUUGCAUUGAAAAAUUCUUUUGUUAUCAUUUUCCUGUUCAGAUAUUUAUAAAUAUUAUUUAGACAUCUGAAUUAGAAUAAUUAGGAUUGAGGAGAAAAAUUGCAAUCAAAGAAAGCAAUCUCAGAAUAAGAUAUAAUUAAUUUACAUUAUUUCCAGAAAAUCAAAAAGUCAGAAGAGUUUUGCAGAAUCAAAAGAAAAAUAUUUAAUAAUUUAAUUAUGAAAAUUUAAUAUAAAUUUAAUAAGAUGCAUAAUGAUUUCAUAAAAUCUACAUAAAACUAAUAUUUUUUUGCAAGAGCAGUAAGUUGUAUAAAUUAAAAUGAAUAACGUAAACCUACAGAUAUAAGUAAAUAUAUUAUGGAAAAAGAGUUUAAACAGAGAAUUAAAAAAUAAUCAUUUUAAUUUCUGUAAAUAAGGUUGCUAAAGUAAAUAUUUGGCUAUAAUUAAGAAUAAAAAUGGAGAUUAUUUCAAAAGCUUAGAAAUGCUGUUUAGAAAGUGAUGAAAUUUAAUAAAAAAAAAAAGCAAUAAAUAAAAGGAGAAGGGGAAGUUAUUUAGGAUAUUAGAGGAUUAAUAAUUUCAAAGGGACAACUGAAAAUGAGAAAAGAUUGAAAAAUAAAUAUUUAAAUUGCAUAAGUAAAAUAAAAAGGACAAUUUAUUAAAACAGUAAAGUAAAUAAUUAAUCGUGUAAAAUCAGGAUUAUAAGUGCCAAUGCUUAUUACUCCUUCACCUUAUUCUUAUCUUAUAUUAAAAGAGUAAAAAUAAUAAUUUUAGAAAAAAAAGAAAAGAGACUUAAUUAAAGCUCCGAAAACAAUAAAAGAAAAGUGAAAUCAAUUCAUUUUACUAAAUAAGGUAAUUUAAUGAUUUAUGGAGUAAACUUUAAGAUGAAUUAGUUUCAUAGAAGAAUGCAAGAACAGAUGGAGUUUAUUUUGAAAUCUAAGGUUUGA
This is a messenger RNA of Paramecium pentaurelia, 1366 nucleotides long. The record is from the annotation of a GenBank genome assembly. Lineage: Eukaryota; Ciliophora; Oligohymenophorea; Peniculida; Parameciidae.